UUGGGAGAAUUACCAACAGAAGACGAACUUAACCUCAAAAAAGAGGCCAUAUCAUUAAUGCAAAGAUAUGUAGCCAUGAACAUUAAUACUCCAAUUAAUACAGUGGUUCUUGACAAUUUCAUUAUACUUACUUCGAACUACAUCGACGAGGAGGUUUAUAUACAUCCUAAUGAGUUUGAUUUGAGACUUUGGGAACAUGCAAACACGAUGGGACAACUUUUGAAUGUCGGACAUGUUUAUUCGCUUGUACCAUACUCAAGUCUUAACCCAGAUUACGUGAAAUUUCGUGUUUCUAGUUAUAGAGGAAUAUAUGCUGUGGAAUAUCAUAUGAAAUGGGAGGAUCAAGUCUGGAAGCUAUCCUGCGAACAGCCCAUUGACUUCAACUAUGCUUAUUCGGACGAAGAUUCACUUGAACUUGCUGUUCCAAGUGUAAAUUAUCGGCAAUUAAAUAUUCUGUUGAGAAGACGACUACAACGUACAAUUGAAAGAUAUCGCCAAAGCCCCGUAACUGGAAGAAUGUAUAACCACGUCACUGAAAAUUUCAGAAUUCAUGGACCUGGUGGAUCAAUUCAACCAACUUUUGAUGAACUGGAUCUUAAUUUGAGAUUAUCUGAUGUGAAACAUGUGACAUAUUCUGAUUAUGAAAUGGUUGGUGAUAUUCCGAAGGUUCGGCAGACUAUAGAAACAAGAAGUGGAGACAUUCGAUUGUAUCAUUAUCAUUUUACCCCACUUUCAUCAAAUCAUAUGAGGAUUACUGAUGAAUUCUGUGAUGGUGAACAUAUAACUAGUAAAAGUUAUGGGAAUUUAAAUAUUUUGCGAUAUGGAUACGGGUGAGUAUGCGGUUGUUCACGAAUUGAAACACGUCACUUAAUUUUUUAAAAGUAACUGUAAUGCAGUAAUUCACGAAAUAAAAAACGUUUUUUUAACGUUAAAAAAAACCAAAAAAUUGAUUCACGAACGGUAUUUUUAUUCAUUUUUUAAACAAACUGAAGAAAGUGAAGCUAAAACGCAUUUUAGUGUUUAGAAAUGUCAUUCCAAGCUCUUUCAGUGAGUCUAAAAGACAAAUCAAGUGUUCAAAAUCAAAUAGUUGAUUUUCGAAAAUAACCAAUUUCAUUUGUUGGGAGAUGUUAGGCUUGAUUUGCCAUUUAGGCUAAUCAGAAGGUCUUAAAAUGGCAUUUCUGAACACUAAAAUGCGUUUUAGCUUCACUUUAUUUCAGGGAAUGUGUUGAUAAAAUGGUUAAAAAAAUGAAUGAAAAUACCGUUCGUGAAUCACUUUUUUGGUUUUUUUAACGUUAAACGUUUUUUAUUUCGUGAAUUACUACAUAAAUGAGUCUACACUUGAUUGGAGAUACAUGAAGUAAUCAAUAAAUGUUAGGGUGUGAACUUCGAGAGAGAGAGAAACAUAAUCGUUUCAGAUCUAGUUCAUUUGGUCCGCCUACCACUACCAUUCCUUCUCUUGAAAUCUAUGAACCUGCAAAGAUUGGAGUGAAGCGAAAACCAGAGGAGUACACCAUUUUUGAAAAUUUGUACAAAAGAUACAUUGAGAUAACUCCACAAGCUAAUCAUUAUGAAAUGAUGACUAUGGUAUUCUAUUUCUUCACCAUCGAUUCUCGUAUGAUUUUCGUGGAGACUGCUGAAGAUAUUGCAGAACACGCAAGAACUAUGGGACAACUUUUGAGACCGGGAAUAAUUGAUACAUUUCAAAAAUUGAGUGAGAAUAGCUUUAAAUUUCGAGUCACAAGCUACAGAGUGCAUUUUGCUGUUGAGUUUGGCAUGAUUCGGGUUGAUGGAGUUUGGUUGUUAUCUCAUGAACAAAAAGUUUCUCCAAAGCCCUCAAACUACGCUUAUGUUAAGAAGCUUCAAGCUCCUUCUAAAAGUCUAAAACAAAACAUGGAUCCUGCUUGGCAACAGAGUCUUAGAGGUAAUAUGAAAAAACUACAGAAAACAAAUAUUAUUUUUAAAGAUGCUGUCGUCGCAUAUCAGAUGAUUGAUCAGAAAGAAAAGAUUGAUCCGAAAGAAAGGAUUACUGAAAAUUUCCAACUUCACGGGCCUGGCGGAAUUAUUCGACCAACCGAAGAUGAAUUGGUGGAACAUAUCAAGUUAUCCAAUAUCAAAACUAUGGACGUUUUUGAGUGUCGUUUUUUGGAGGAUGGUCGUGCACAAAUUAGUGCAACUAUUAAAACAUUUUCCUCAAUCAAACGUGGAUGUCAUUAUAAUUUAGUGAUAGAUGGUGAGAAUAUCAGGGUAGACGAGGAAUUUAAUGAUGGUGAACAUAUAAUUGAUCCGAAAAAUGUGAGAUUAAAUAUUUUGCGAUAUGGAUAUGGGUGAGUAUGCUAAUAAAUAGUUGUGCGAGAGUCAGUAUCGUUUUAGAUCCAAUUUACAUGUUUCGCCACCUAGGUUUCUAUCUCUUGAAAUCAAUGAACCUACAACUAGUAGGAAUGGUGGAUAUUUGCAAAGAGAACGUGGGUGAGUUUAUACAAAAAAAUACACAAGCAAAAAAAACAAAAAAAAUUGAAUGGACAUAUGUAUUACCAAUAUUUCCAGCGUUUCCAAUUCGAUUGUUCCACAAAAUGAAAAACCAAAACCAGAGGAGUACACUAUUUUUGAAAAUUUAUACAAAAGAUACAUUGAGAUAACUCCACAAGCUAAUCGUUUUGAAAUAAUGCAUAUGGGAUUCUAUUCCUUAACCAUCGAUUUUCGUAUGAUUUUCUUGGAAUAUGGAGAGACUGGUGAAGAUAUUGCAAAUCACGCAAUAACUAUGGGACAACUUUUGAGACCGGGAAUAAUUGUGAAAUUUGAAACAUCGAGUGAGAAUCGAUGUAAAUUUCGAGUCACAAGUUACAGAGCGCAUUUUGCUGUUGAGUAUACUAUGAUCAACAUUAAUGGAAUUUGGUUGUUGUCUGAAGAACGACAGAUUUCUCGUGGCUCCUCGAACUUCGAUAAUGUUAGGAAGCUUCCUACUCCUGCUCAAAGUCUACAACAAAGCAUUGAUUCUGAUUUACGACGAAGUCUUGAAGGUGAGCUGAUGAAAACUACAUUUAAAAAAUGAAUAGUAGUUUUAAAGAGGCUGUUGUCGCAUAUCGUAGCCUUGAGAAGGAAAAUAUGUAUGAUUAUGUUACUAAAAAAUUUUUACUUCAUGGUCCUGGCGGAACUAUUCAACCAACCCAAGAUGAAUUGGUGGAACAUAUCAAGUUAUCCAAGAUCAAAUCUCUGGACUAUAUUGAAUAUCGUUUUUUGGAGGAUGGUCGUGCACAAAUUAGUGCAACUAUUAAAACAUUUACUUCAAUCAAACGUGGAUGUCAUUAUAAUUUAGUGAUCGAUGGUGAGAAGAUUAGGGUAGAUGAGGAAUUUAAUGAUGGUGAACAUAUAAAUAAUCCGAUAAAUGUGAGAUUGAAUAUUUUGCGAAAUGGGAAUAUGGUAGGAUAUGUUUGA
Molecule: messenger RNA, 3432 nt
Organism: Caenorhabditis angaria
Lineage: Eukaryota; Metazoa; Nematoda; Chromadorea; Rhabditida; Rhabditidae
Source: the annotation of a GenBank genome assembly